AUGGGCGGGGUUGGCAAGACAACCCUUGCUCGACUGCUUUACAAUGACGAUAAGGUGAAAGAGAAUUUUACACUUAAAGCUUGGGCUUGUGUUUCAGAAGACUAUGAUGCUAUCAGGGUAACUAAAACUCUUUUUGACUCAGUUACUUCAAAACCUUGUAAUACGACAGAUCUGAAUUUGCUUCAAGUUAAACUAACAGAGCAACUGAGGGGAAAGAAAUUUUUAUUUGUGUUGGAUGACGUUUGGAAUGAGAAAUAUACUGAUUGGAACUGCCUCCAAACUCCUUUUACUUCAGGGGCAAGGGGAAGUAAAGUCCUCGUAACAACACGGAACAAAAAUGUAGCAUCUUUCAUGCAAAACGUUCCUAUUCAAACCUUGGAACCAUUGUCGCAUGAAGAUUGCUGGUUAUUACUUGCGAAACAUGCGUUUGGAAAUGUAAACUGUAGUGAACAUCCAAGCUUGGAAGAAAUCGGCAUGAAAAUUGCACGCAAGUGCAAUGGGUUGCCUUUAGCUGCACAAACACUUGGCGGUGCGUUACGUUCCAAGCUAGACUUUGAGGUAUGGAACAAAGUAUUAAACAGCAGCAUUUGGGAGUUACCUUGCCAGAAAAGUGACAUUCUUCCCGCUCUAGAAUUGAGUUAUCAUUAUCUUCCAGCUAAAUUAAAACGAUGCUUUGUUUAUUGUUCAAUUUUGCCGAAGGACUAUGAAUUUAAGGUAGAAGAUGUUGUUUUUCUUUGGAUGGGAGAAGGUUUGAUUCCCCAAGCUGAGAAUGGGGAAAUAAUGGAAGAGAUGGCUAAGGAAUAUUUUGAUGAGCUGUUAUCCCGAUCAUUGUUUCAAAUGUCGGGGAAGUCAAGUUUCACUAUGCAUGAUCUCAUAAAUGACUUGGCCGUGUUCAUGUCUAAAGGAUUUUGUUCCAGGUGGGAAGGGAGGGAAUCACAUGAAGUGGAAAAAGUUCGCCAUUUGUCAUAUGCGAGGGGAAAAUUUGAUGAUGCUCUUAAAUUUGAGCCAUUAAAGGGGGCUAAGUUUGCAUGA
Molecule: messenger RNA, 1032 nt
Organism: Prunus dulcis (almond)
Lineage: Eukaryota; Viridiplantae; Streptophyta; Magnoliopsida; Rosales; Rosaceae
Product: putative disease resistance RPP13-like protein 1
Exons: 2
Coding region: 1-1032 (343 amino acids)
Biological process (GO): defense response to other organism
Molecular function (GO): ADP binding
Source: RefSeq, a predicted model, not a curated record